AUGGAAGAAGAGACGAAAAUUGAUUUAAAUAUUAAAAUAAAGCAGGAAAAGCUAUCUCCAGAGCGUAAAACAGUAGAUAAUGAAGAGGACGAGCUUGAUAAGAUAUUAAAUUCAAAGAUAUUCAGUGAGACUGACGAGAAAAAAGAUUUAGAACCAGCAAAAACAAGCGAUGAGUUAUUACAAGAGUUAUUCGGUGUAAUUGGAUAUUCAGGUGUGGAUGUAAAUGAAAUAUUCAAUGAAAGUGAUAAGAAAAAGAAGAAGAAGAAAAAGCGAAAACAUGAAGAUUCUGAUGAUGAAAAAUCCAGUAAGAAAUUAAAAAAAGUUAAAAAGGAAAAGAAAAUCAAAAAGGAAGGCGACCGUGACAAAAAAGAUGAAUCCAAGAAGAUAAAACAGGAAAAAGAAGAAAUUACAGAGCGAAGGAAAGUUUCAAUUGUCAUUAAAGAUACCAAAUAUAAAUCAGAAGUAAAAAAACCGACUAGCAGCCGUGAAAUAAAAGUUUCAGAUAAGAAAUCCAGCAGUAGCUCACACUCAAAACAUAAAGACAAGGAUGAUAAAAAGCGAAAAGAGAAGAAAGAAAGGAGACGUAGCGAGAAGGAAUUAUCAGAUAUUUCACUUUCCGACGAAGAGACAUAUCGGAAACAUUAUGAAUAUCACAUGAGUUCACGCUGGGAAAAAGAAUCUAGAGAAAACAGAAAUAUUCGAGACUGGGAUCGUGAUAAGAGACGAUACGAGAGAAGUCGAGAUAGUCGCGAGAGAUAUUCGCGACAUUAUCGACAUUCAAGGUCUAGAUCGCGUUCAGGACGAGGACAUACGCCAAUUGAUAAGAAAAGACUUUUAGAGAUUGCUAGGAAGAAUGCAAUUUCAAUGCUUAAGAGUGGUACAUUACCUCGAAUCAGCUCAAAUGCUAAGGAAAAAUUGAUGGCUAAAAUUAGACACGGUGGAAAAACCAUUGAGGAACUCACAAAUUAUUGCAAGAAGCUCUCGAGAGCAGAGGAUAUAGGAGAAUUAUCAGACUUAUCGGAUAGUGAAAUUGACGGUGAAGGACAUCCUAGAGCUUUUCAUCAUCCAUUUGAAGUUAAGGAUCGCGGUCCGAUUGUUAUGAAUAUUAAGAACUCAAUUCCAAUAGCACCAAAGCCAGCAAGUGAAUUAAAAGCAAUAAUGGCACAAUUUCCAGUAUCGUCAGGAAAGCAGCAUCAAUCAGUAGAAAAUACAUGGGUUCCAGUAACAACAGCAACAGCUGCAGCCACAUCUAGCACAGCAACCACAACAACAACGUCUAAUUCAUCAUCAAAACAAAUUAUGACCCUUCAAAAACAAAUCCAAGAGCAAUUGCCAGAAUUAGCAAAACCAAAGCCACUUCCACCGCCUCCUGCUCCGCCUUUAAAUCCUGUAUUAAGCAGACCAUAUGAUUGGAAAAGCGAUGAUCAUUACUGUAAAACUAUUUUUCCGACUUUAGCGCCACCUCCAGAGCCAAACUGUGACGUCUCGGAAAUUAUUUCACAACGACUAAAUGCCAUGAGGAAACUUCAAGAAAAUCCACAUGACGUUGAAGCAUCAAAAAUUCUCUACGAAACUCAACAAAAUAUGUCUGCAUGGGCUGCCUCAAAAGUUACGCCAGGACAAUUUCUCGGAACUACAGAAGUUAGAGUGCUCUCUCAAAAGGAGCUUUCGUCUGGAAAUCAAGCGUGGGCUAAGAAAAAUCAAUUAAUAGAGACUGUUCCAGUAAAUUCAGGCAUGGGUAUGCAUCUAUUAAAAAAGAUGGGAUGGACUCCUGGCGAAGGUUUAGGAAAGGAAAAGAACGGAUCUUUAACUCCCUUAUUAUUAGAACUGAAGCUUGAUAAAAGAGGUUUAGAGGCUAAUGCUGAAGUAUUACGUCAAAAUAAGGUAGCGCCAGGAAAAUCAAGAGGCGUUCGAGGUGGAGUAGGAAGAAGUGGAGGGGGUCACAAACAACAACCUAUUUCAAUGGAUAGCUUGCAACAAAAACAUCCGGUUUCACUGUUGGGUGAAUUGGCUUCAAAACGUCGUUGGGGAGCUCCAAAUUAUCAACUUGUAAGCGAAGUUGGACCGCCGCAUGCGAAAAAUUUCAUUUUUAAGGUCACGUUAAAUGGAAUUGUUUAUACAUGUCCUGCGCCAGCGAAUAAUAAGAAAGAGGGAAAAUCAGCAGUAGCGAAAUUCUGUUUACAAGAACUGGGAAUAUUGCCAUCUUAA
Messenger RNA from Chironomus riparius, 2208 nucleotides. The record is from the annotation of a GenBank genome assembly. Lineage: Eukaryota; Metazoa; Arthropoda; Insecta; Diptera; Chironomidae.